Molecule: messenger RNA, 1392 nt
Organism: Penicillium malachiteum
Lineage: Eukaryota; Fungi; Ascomycota; Eurotiomycetes; Eurotiales; Aspergillaceae
Product: threonine aspartase 1
Exons: 5
Coding region: 1-1392 (463 amino acids)
Biological process (GO): protein maturation
Molecular function (GO): threonine-type endopeptidase activity
Source: RefSeq, a predicted model, not a curated record
AUGUUCAAAGCCAAAGCGAUGGAUGAAGACCUUUGCGCUGUGUUUGUCCAUGCUGGGGCUGGAUACCACAGCCGUGAAAAUGAGAAGCGGCACCUACUGGUCUGCGAGAUGGCUGCCGAAGCUGGAAUGGAAUUUCUUCGUCGUGGCGGAAAUGCAGUUGAUGCAGUGGAAACCGCGAUCAUGAUGCUCGAGAAUGCUCCCAUUACCAACGCAGGAUUUGGUAGCAAUGUCAAUGAGAAGGGCGUCGUCGAGUGCGAUGCUUCUAUUGUUGAUCACUUUGGACGCAGCGGAGCCGUUGGAGCUGUUGCAAAUGUUCGAAACCCAAUCCAGCUAGCACGCGUGGUUUAUGAAAAGGCUCACCAAUCCGCUGGCCUGUCACGAGUUCCUCCUAACUUCCUCUGUGGAGAAGGCGCCCAGGAAUUCGCGUGGGAUCACGGUAUCAUUCUCGUUCCGAACGAGGCAAUGGUCGCGCCGAUUGCAAACAUUCGUUAUCAUAACUGGAAGCAUGAUAUCAAUCAGUGGAAUCUCAGAAACCCGCCUACUGAGGCGGAGGCACGAUUCCGAUGGAUGCGCCCCGCAUCCCAGCCUGAACGCUAUCCAGGUCUUCGAGACAGAUUGGAGGCCGCACGACUGAUUACGCCUGUCCAAAUGCCAUCUUCUCGCGGAGAUGACGAGGAGGAGCCCAUCGACGGAUUGAACCGCAAGGACGAGACUACAGCCAAUCGGGCGAACAGUUCAAACCAUGGUCUCCAUGAUAACGAUCGUACCCCACCUCCUGACUUCACUGAUUUCAAAGACUCCAAGCCGAACAACCCGACUGAUGGAGAAGACUGGAUCACUGACACUGUUGGCGCAAUUGUCGUGGACCAAUUCGGCAACAUCGCGGCUGGUUCCUCGUCCGGAGGCAUUGGAAUGAAGCAUCGCGGUCGUAUUGGCCCUGCAGCUCUGAUCGGUAUCGGUACUCAUGUCCUUCCUAUGGAUCCCACCGAUGCAAACGGCACUUCGGUAGCUGUUGUGGCUUCUGGAACUGGCGAACAUAUUGCUUCAUCCUUCGCCGCAAGCACCUGUGCUCAGCGAAUCUACUACAGUCAGCGGAUGGGCAAUGGCGGCAUUUUCGAGGAUGUUACUGAAGAGGAGGCCAUUGCCGCGAUGCUUCAGAACGAAUUCUCUAGUCAUCCGGCAAUUCUCAACAGCAAUAUUGACGGUUCCCUCGGACUGAUGGCCGUGAAGAAAACUGAAGAUGGCAUUGGCCUCUAUUUCGCUCAUAACACUGAAUCAUUUGCCUUGGCUUCUUUCUCGAACAAAGACAAGAGACCUCAGUGUGUGAUGUCGCGAAACCCAAACAAGGCCCCCGUUGCACUGGGAGGGUUGAUGAUCCGUCCAACUCAGUGA